Dinoponera quadriceps is the source of this 2664-nucleotide messenger RNA. RefSeq names its product cytochrome P450 4C1-like. The record is from RefSeq and is a predicted model, not a curated record. Gene Ontology annotation, molecular function: heme binding; oxidoreductase activity, acting on paired donors, with incorporation or reduction of molecular oxygen; monooxygenase activity. The transcript is spliced from 13 exons. Bases 1149 to 2657 code for a protein of 502 amino acids. Lineage: Eukaryota; Metazoa; Arthropoda; Insecta; Hymenoptera; Formicidae.
AAAUGCUAAAUCUAGUGAAACCUUUUUCUCUGUGUAUUAUUAUAUAAAGAUCGUAACACAUUAUGGCUAAUUACUUCGCCAAGAUAAGUUUGGGCUGUCUACCUCAAGGUAAUGUGUAAAUGAUGGCAUAAUUAACUAAUGUCAAGCUAAGAUAACUCAUGCGUUAUGUAUUACUUUAGAUUUUGAGUCAUUUAUCUUACAUAUUACAGCUCUGCUAUGCUUUAGCUACACAUGUAUUUUACAUUGCCUAAGAUUUAAAAUGAUAACUGUUAUUGCGAGUUAGAUACAGCUUUUUAUCGUGUUAUAUCGUGUAAUAUGAAUUCUACAAUGACAAGGAAGUACCGUACGAAAAUGCAUGAUUUCUCCUCUUCUUCUUUUCUUUUCGUAAGUUUGCAGCAUCGAAUUCUCUUAUCGUUUGCUACCGUUAUCUUUCACCAUGAUUCGCGAUUUAACAAAAGCCUGUCAUAAAUUCACGCUUAAUUCUCUAUGUUUUCCUUUCGUAAUUAUCUCAUUAGAUCUUUAUGGUGGCGAAAUACUUAGCCAUAAUUUUUUCACGAUCCUUACACAAUAAUACGGUUGUUUCGUAUCAUUUUCUAAUUUAAAUUCUUUGCCUUGGCGAGAGACGUUAGACUGUUUACGUUUGUUAUCUACUACCACCCGCAUUGUUGACCCCUUCCAGAACAUCCUCGAAGUUCGUUAUUAUUGACUAUCGCUGCCUUUAUAAUCGGCAACGGCUCUCGAUAACAUGAGCUGGUUUUUGACUUUCAACGAAGCUAGACUAUCCGAUCACAUACAAGACGCAAUUGAUCCUUUUUAAAUAAACCAGCAAGAUUAAUAAAGAGUUCGUUAAUCGGCGCCUGUACCAUCACUCGCUCGGAAAUUAAGCUAGAAGUUCUACCUCGUUUGCGUCAAUCGUAGAUUUCCCGAGGCUACACGCAAAAUCAUCACACAAUGGUAGAAAAUCAUCCAUUCUUGGACUUUACAAUUAAUUACGAUACGCCUUCCAUUGUAAUUUGUGUAAAAGAGGCAUAAUAAAAGAUAACAAUAAUUUGGAUAUUAGUGUUAACACUUGCUCAAGCGCAGAGGUGAAUUAUAAUAUCAUACAAACACUGUCGCUGUUUAUCAAUUUACCAAUUGACAGAUCCGUCAUGUUCUUGAGUGCGGUAUUGAUAAUCUUAAUAUGCAUUGGAAUGAACUACCUAAUCUCGAAUUAUCGUAAGCAACUACCUCUCAUUCGAGCGGCGAACCUUCUACCAGGUCCAAAAACGAAACCGAUUAUUGGGAAUGCCUACUACUUCCUCCAAAGAAAUUUUGACGAAUACUUGCAAAGUAUAUGUUUGCUUACGGAUAUUUACCCAUCUCCGUUUCGAUUAUGGUUUGGCAACAACUUACUUAUUUUUGUAACCGAGCCAGACCAUGUAAAGACGAUUCUCCAAAGUCCGAGUUGCCUGAAUAAAAGUAUGAUGUAUAAUCAUUUCAAGGCUUGGCUAGGAAUGGGAGUGUUUACAGCACCUGCACCUAUAUGGGUCGAACAUCGUAAAAUGAUAGCGUCAAGUUUUAAUACAAACAUUUUACGAGUGUUUCUCGAUACAUUUGUGGAACAAGCUUCGAUACUUAUGGACAAGUUGGAACAUAUGGUAGGCGAGGAAGUUGAUUUAUUUCAUUAUAUAGCAAUGUGCACAUUGGAUAUUAUUUCUGGCACUUCGUUGGGUAUCAAGUUGGAAUCACAAUCAAAUCAAAAUGAUCAGUACGUCAAAGCAUUAGAAAGAUUGAAAGAAAUAAUCUUUCAGAGAACGCGGAAUAUAUUUUUAUUCCCCGAUAUUAUAUUUCAUCUUACAUCUUUAAAUCGCGAGCAGCAGAAACAUUUAAAUUUCAUACAUUCUACUACGGAACAGGUAAUACGUCAAAAAGAAGAAGCGAGAAAUAAUCCGGAUACCACUAAAACCGAAUGUGCAAAACCUCCAAGAAGAGUAUUUCUCGACGUACUAAUGGAAGCAUCUAAUAAAGGCAAGAAAUUCACUCGAAAAAACAUUCACGAUGAAAUCAAUACGAUGUGUGCAGCAGGCACCGACACCACCGCAGUUACAAUGAAUUUUACAAUAUUUAUGUUAGCAAACCACCCAGAAAUACAAGAAAAAGUAUACGAGGAGUUAUUAAAAAUUUACGGCACACAAGAUCCAAAAUCCGCGCCUGUCAAGUUUGAAGAUUUGCAACACAUGAAUUACCUGGAGCGUGUUAUUAAAGAAACAUUGAGACUCUUUCCCGUUGCGCCUCUCAUCGGACGACGCCUUACUGAAGACUUAACAAUAGGAGGACAUACUUUGCCGAAAGGCGCCAACGCUUUAAUAACAAGUUUAGCUUUGCAUCGAAAUGAAAAAUAUUGGCCGAAUGCGUUGACAUUUGAUCCAGAUAGAUUUCUCCCGGAGAACAUGACCAACAUUCAUCCAUAUUGUUAUAUACCGUUUAGUAACGGUCCAAGGAACUGUAUAGGUAUAAAGUAUGCAAUGGCUUCUAUGAAAGUCAUCAUAGCUACUCUGUUGCGUACAUACACAUUGAAAGUGGAUAGGAGGAUUGAAAUUGCUGAAAUAAAAUUGAAGACGAUUAUUACGUUAGCAUCGUGCGAUCCUUUGAAAGUCAGGAUUGAAAAGAGGAAUUGACGGCAUA